Molecule: messenger RNA, 897 nt
Organism: Cyclocybe aegerita
Lineage: Eukaryota; Fungi; Basidiomycota; Agaricomycetes; Agaricales; Hemipholiotaceae
Source: the annotation of a GenBank genome assembly
AUGUCACGCGAGCAUAAUCCAGACAAGGGCUUGAUGAAGUCAAAUACAUUCAUUCAUGCGUUAAAUGGAUUCCUCCGCUCCGAAAGAACUGAAGCCCUCCCUCGUUUUGAAUACGAAUCACCAACAAGUGGCCCUUUUCUUUUCUUUGCAAGAUAUCUGUAUCCAGCUGCGACUACCGUGCUUAUGAGAGACGGCGCCACUGAUCCUUCUGGAAGGUCGAAGCUGAGUAUCUGUUGCUCGGGUUUCACUGAUGCACGAAGGUGUAGCCUAGUCCCUUCAGAGGGCUCUGUUUGUGCGGUGCACAGGAAUGUCGCCAGACAUGAUGGAUCUAUUCUUCUGGCAGAUGAUUCUUUACGACAACAACCUGUUUAUAGAGUCGGUGUUCUAAGCUCUGAUCGACACCAAGUCGUGAUGGUUCUCGAGGAAUUCCAGAUAAAAAGGUGCAAUGCGUCAUUUCGUGCCGCUCAUAUCGCUUUAGCUAUCCCGUUGUCAUCAGUCAUCUGGGUCAUUCCUGCAAUCUCUAUCGCCACCUUCAUCUAUCACAUUAUCAUCCUUUUUGUCGGCAGCUGGGAAACGACUGAAGCACCCCGACUAUACACGAAGUACUGCAUUGCGUGCGCGUAUGCGGCCGCGGUGUUAUGGAUCGCAAACCUUGGUGUCGCAAUCACAUACACGGCAUUGCUUUACGCCAACAAGCUGCACCAGAGCACUGCCAUGCACAAAAUCUGGCUGCCCAUCAUCACAGCAGUCUCUCUCUCGCAGUCACUGUUGCUCGUCUUCAUGGCUAUAAAAUUGCGCCGAGAGAUAAAAGAAAUUGAAUAUCGUAACAAAUGGAGGUGGCGGAUCGGAAGCCCCGCCAACGGCUCUCAGUGGAGCAUUGCUAAACUCUCCUCAUGA